Messenger RNA from Postia placenta MAD-698-R-SB12, 2079 nucleotides. RefSeq lists its product as hypothetical. NCBI's taxonomy places the organism in Eukaryota, Fungi, Basidiomycota, Agaricomycetes, Polyporales, Adustoporiaceae. The transcript is spliced from 19 exons. Gene Ontology annotation, molecular function: hydrolase activity. The record is from RefSeq and is a predicted model, not a curated record. Bases 1 to 2079 code for a protein of 692 amino acids.
AUGUGGAGCCUAACCACAACCGCUGGAUUGCUGGCCAUCGAAUGUGCGAUGGCUGGUGCGACUUCGCAACCAACUUCGGGUGCUGUUUUGGGUCCUUCGACAUACGCCGCGCCCGGAUCAUUCCCCAUUUCGUUAUAUCAGUCCUACUACAAUGUCCCAACCGCGAGCUCUGCUGAGCCACAGCCGGUGAUUUCGGAUCCAGUCACUAGUGAUACUUGGGAGUUUCACCCGUUGCCACCUAUAGCAUCGCCAUUGCAGAUACUUGAUCAAGCAUUCACCCAGAUUCUGUCGAUCGCCACUAAUCCGGUAUUUGGCAAUGAUACAUGCACCCGAUGCCUAGCUGCACUGGAGAUUGGUAAAUUCGUCGCACUUUCCGCCCCAGAGGUAGGGCCGAAUCUCACGGUACAGCUCUGCGAAUACUUCGAACAUUCGACUAGCAGCUGUGAGGCCGAGUACGGUAUGUACUCGCUGGGCAACGUCGUUACCCAGGUCGCGGCCUAUGCCGAUCUUGGGGGCUAUGAUGGACAGAUGUUAUGCGCCGUGUAUGCUGGCCUCUGUCCGCUUGCACCAACCAGCAGCUUGAACCUGACAGGCUGGUUCGCUAAGCCGAAACCGGAUCCUCUUCCCCCUGCGAGGAAAGCUACCGGACAGCGACUGAAGAUAUUGCAUCUUUCUGAUCUCCAUAUAGAUCCUCGGUAUGCAGUGGGUGCCGAGGCGAAUUGUACAUCCAACGUGUGCUGUCGUGCGAAUAACCCCAACACAUACAGUCCGGAUGAGGUGACGUUACCUGCCCCGUACUAUGGAUCAUUUCUCUGCGAUGCUCCAUUACCACUGGUUGUGAGCACACUGCAAGCCAUUCCAACCCUUACCGGCACGGAAGAGGACGGUUUUGCAUUCACUAUCUACACCGGUGACCUAGUAUCUCAUGACCCCUUCAAUGAACUUUCGGGAUUGUAUACCGUAUACACAGAGACCCUUCUCUAUGAUCUCAUGAAGCGUCUGGUCAAUUCCGGCCCAGUCUAUGCAGCACUUGGCAACCACGACACAUAUAACACCCUCUGGAGCACACUCUACAGCGCUCAAAAUGCACCUCAUGACUUGCCUGGUGAUCUCGCCGAUCAAUACAACUGGAAUUACGACCAUGUCGCUGCGCUAUGGCAAUUAGAUGACUGGAUCUCCCCGGAUGUUGCACAACAGGCUCGUACCACUUAUGGUGCAUAUGCUGUUCAACGACAGGAUGGCCUUAAAAUCAUUACUCUGAAUACCGAUUUCUGGUAUACACAAAAUGCGUACAACUACAUUAAUCUGUCAUCGUCAGAUAACUCCGGCAUGUUGAGGUUCUUGACCGACGAAUUGCAGGACGCAGAGGACGCAGGAGAACGAGCGUGGAUUAUGGGACAUGUUCCCAGUGGAUGGGACGCUAGCGAUCCCUUACAGAAUCCUACCAACCUUUCUCAUCUGUUUGCAGUCUACCAGAUGUUUUGGUCAAUAUCGCAUCUCGCGUGUCUUAGAGAACAUCCUCAGAUCUUCUAUGCGAACAACGCUACCAACAUUAGUGCAGCGAACGCACAGACAGUUGCAUGGAUUGGUCCCUCAGUAACUCCAUACACGAAUUACAACGCCGGCUUCCGGGUAUAUGAAGUGGACUCGGGAACGUUCGAGGUUCUCGACUCAUAUACCUGGUUCUCGAAUGUCAGCUCCUUCCCUGACCUGGAUGGGCAGACCGACUUCGGACCCACGUUCCAAUUUGAAUACAGCGCACGAGAGACCUACGGUGCGAGCGUCCCCGGUUGGGGGCCGGAUGAUCCUCUCAAUGCAACAUGGUGGCAUUUAGUUACAGAAGGUUACUAUGGAACUCGACCCUUCUCUCGUCUCGACAUUCAACCUCUACCAGACGAAGAGUUAUGUGGAUACUGCAGCUUGUACUGGGGAUUGUGUUACAGAGAAGAUCUGUUCCAUACGCAGCGCAAGUGCAAGUCUAUACUUACAGAAUUGCACUUAGUAUCUAUCAGGCUUGAUGUCCCGAGGGUGGGUAUACGCGAUGAGAUUAGGGACACAGUUCAGAUCUUCGUAUUUUAA